GAGGAGGAGAACGCCUCACGGAUUAUACACACACGAACGAUCCCUGAUCAACUGAAUGAUGAAGUGAGCUCGAGAUCUGAUCCCGAGAGGAAACAUCACUGAUCGAGGCUCAGAUUCCUGAAUGAUUUCACACCAGCAGCGAGGAAUGCGAGACACACACGUGUUUUACUUUGCUGGAGGAAAUACACAGACGACAAAGCCAAUGGAAUAAACCGAUCAUAUGGCUUCUGACACCUGUUUACUGCCUUUCUAUUAUUUUUUACCUAAUAAUGCACGACGAAAUAUAGCCUAGGCUCGAUCACUGACUGAUAAUGGCACUUAAUUCAUUCACAACUUCUCACGUGCAAUCAAUUCUUAAAAGUGCAUUGAACUCAGUGCAGGAACUGUAACGCACACACAUUCAAUUUAAGUUCUCGAUUUUACCGGGUUUUGUUGGAAUACCAUGGCUAUUCACUCUUCACCGUCUGAACUCGGAGGGAACCUGCAUUAGUUGAUCUGGAUUCUUCCCGUUCUCGGAUGUUGAGCGGUCACGGCAUGUUGAAGAGCCGCUGUUGCUUUCUCUUCCGUGACCUCAAGGUGUUUCUGCUCGGGCCACAGGAUCACACAAGCCCCAUGAACGGACAAACGGCCAGAAUCAGCCCGUAUGCCUCAGAAAAAAACAAUACCUUACGAGCCCACCGGCUCCGGGACUGGAGCGCCCCGUCCACGGAGGACUCUGCCGGGCUCGAGGCACCUGAAGGCGGAUCCGGGUGGACGGGCCCCGCGGUGGCGGAUGAGUUCUCCAAGGACCGGAGGGAAGACCGGUUCUCCUUCAUCAGCUAUGCAGAAGGUACCCCGGUGUGCAGGAUAUGCUUCCAAGGGCCGGAACAGGGCGAGCUGCUGAGCCCGUGUCGCUGCAGCGGGUCCGUUCGCAGCACUCAUCAGCCGUGUCUCAUCAAGUGGAUCAGUGAGAGAGGCUCGUGGACCUGUGAACUCUGUUACUACAAGUAUGAGGUGAUCGCCAUCAGCACCAAGAACCCACUGCAGUGGCAGGCGAUUUCCCUCACCGUCAUAGAGAAGGUCCAGAUAGCGGCGGCCAUCUUGGGUUCCCUCUUCCUCAUCGCCAGCAUCUCGUGGCUCGUGUGGUCGUCUCUCAGCCCUUCGGCCAAAUGGCAACGGCAAGACCUGCUCUUUCAGAUCUGUUACGGGAUGUACGGCUUCAUGGACGUCAUCUGCAUCGCUCUAAUCGUCCACGAGGGCCCGUCCGUCUUCCGCAUAUUCCAUCGCUGGCAAGCCGUCAAUCAGCAGUGGAAAGUUUUAAAUUACGACAAAAAGAGAGACAGCGAGGAGGUGAAGAAGAGCGAGGAAGUGAAGCGUUCGCUGCUAAACCAGAGGGAGCCGGUGAGAGUGGACGUCUCUCCGUCACCGUCUUCACUCAUGGCUUCUGCUGGGACGCCAGCGCUCGAGGUCCCCGACGGCACCACACACACCACCACACAGGACCCCACAGGCACCGACGGCCCAGCUUUGCCUGAACAACACUGUCCGUAUAACCUUCGCUAUCUAUUGAGCCAUCUUCGGCCACACGAGCCCCGGAGCUCGCCGAGUCCCAUCAGCACGAACACCACCAAACCUAGAGAAGUGGUGAUGAGAGUCACCACCGUCUGAGGAGGCCACACGACGCCUUUCAGCACAGACUGAAACUGUUGGAUGGGAUUAUAAAUGACUUUAAUAGAUGCUGAUCAUGAACAAUAUGGGUUUUUAAUUGCAUAUGCUGAGAUUUAAAGGAGUAGCUCACUUUUAAAGAAAACUUUUGCUGAUAAUU
Molecule: messenger RNA, 1804 nt
Organism: Pimephales promelas (fathead minnow)
Lineage: Eukaryota; Metazoa; Chordata; Actinopteri; Cypriniformes; Leuciscidae
Gene: marchf4b
Product: membrane associated ring-CH-type finger 4b
Biological process (GO): protein ubiquitination
Molecular function (GO): zinc ion binding; ubiquitin-protein transferase activity
Source: RefSeq, a predicted model, not a curated record